AUAUAAUCGAUGGCACAAAGUCUGGUAAUUCAUGCUAUCAAUCGCCUUAUAGUUCAUCACUAAAGCAAAGUGAGGACUGUUUGGUACUAAACAUAUUGACACCAAAUGUGGACAAACCGCUAAAACCUGUCAUGUUUUGGUUGUACGGCGGGGGUCUCAAUGGGGGCACUAUUUUUAAUACAAUGUCCAACGGGUCCUAUUUGGCCGCACAUGAUGUGGUGUAUGUAUCGGCUAACUAUAGGCUCGGAAAGUUAGGCUUUCUAUACGGCGGUAACGGGUCGACAGCACCGGGAAAUGUGGGUCUCUAUGAUCAAGUGAUGGCUUUGAAAUGGAUUAGAGAAAAUAUCCACUCAUUUGGUGGGGACAGGGAUCAGAUCACAGUAUUUGGUGAGAGCGCCGGUAGUCGGUCCAUAUCAGCACUGAUAGUAUCGCCGGAAACUAAGGGUCUGUUCCGUCGGGUUAUUAUGGAAAGCGGCGCUAAUUUGCAUUAUAAGGGACGACAACAACACACAACUGAUGAGGCUUUGGUUGAAUCGCAAACUAUAGCUAAAGCUCUGAAUUGUAGCGAAGAUUAUGAAAGCAAUGAAAUGUUGGACUGUUUGCGCAAAAGAGAUCCCAAAGACUUCAGUAAAUUUCAACAGCAGUUUACUUUCCCAUUGGAGGGAACGGACUUUUUGCCAAUUUCUAUACAACAGGCUUUCCAAGAAGCCAAGUAUAACAAAGACUUAGACAUAAUGGCCGGGGUCAAUAGAAACGAGGGCUCAGCACUAGCCUUAGGAGGCUUUCCGCAACUACACCACAAUAUCACUGAUAAGGAUUUCGAUGAUAUGGUCAUCAAAACAAACACUUCAUACCACGGAUUAGAGUUGCAACAAGUCAGACAAUUUUAUCUCAAAGAAGUCAACAAAAAUCACUCAUCGGAUGAGUUAAGGCAAGCGUUUUACGCGUUUUUCGGCGACAUUCACGUCAAAUGUCCGACAUAUCUGACGGCCAAAAAUUAUGCGGCAAAAAGUAGUUCAAAAAACGGGGUUUAUAUGUAUGAACUGACAUAUGAGUCAAAAUUCGCUAAAAUCAUGGGUUGCGAUGAGAAGACUAUGGGCAUCUGUCACGGAUCGGAACUGGAGUUUGUUUUUGGACUUCCCCUAUGGGUCGACAAAAUCUAUCCCAAAACUCAUACCCAACUGGACGUGGAUUUCAGUUUAUAUGUCAUGAAACUGUGGACUGAUUUCGCUAAAUACGGUAAACCGGACGCCCAAUGGCCACAAAUAUUUGAUAAGAGUUUAAUCAAUAUUAAAGACUUGAAUCCAACGAAUACGAGUCGAGUAUUGGAUAAUCCAUUUGCUGGCGAUUGCGAUGACUUUUGGAUCACUUAUUAUUUUAAUUUAUGUUAA
Molecule: messenger RNA, 1391 nt
Organism: Oppiella nova
Lineage: Eukaryota; Metazoa; Arthropoda; Arachnida; Sarcoptiformes; Oppiidae
Source: the annotation of a GenBank genome assembly